Messenger RNA from Paraglomus brasilianum, 459 nucleotides. Lineage: Eukaryota; Fungi; Glomeromycota; Glomeromycetes; Paraglomerales; Paraglomeraceae. The record is from the annotation of a GenBank genome assembly.
AUGGGCAAGAGAAAAUCAAAAAGAAAACCUGCUCCAAAGAUGAAGCUUGUCUUAGAUACGCAGUUUGAUUGUAUCUACUGUAGUCAUAAACGAAGCAUCGAGAUUAAAAUGGAUAAACAAACCAGAGUAGGAAAUCUUGUAUGUAGAGUGUGUGGAGUACAAUUCCAAGCACCCAUUAACUCGUUAAGCGACCCAAUAGAUGUGUACUCGGAAUGGAUCGACGCAGCUGAAUCAAAACCCGUACCUUCUGUUUCUCCCUCACGCCGUCGAGUCCUCAGACCCUCCGCGCCAGGUGAAAAUGCACGAGUUCAGUUUGACGAAGAAGAUGAUUUUGAUGACGAGGAAUAUGAUAGAGAUCUUGGAUCAGCACCCGGCGGGAGGGUUAUAAGCAGAAUGAGGGAUAGAGAGGAAGUGGGUGAAGAAGAAGAGGAUGAUGUAGGUCCUUUGUUUGGAGAGUGA